ACCGCGCCAUCCCCCCGGGCACCCAUCCCCAUCCUCUUCUGCCUGCACCAGCUGCCCCUCUGAUUUUGGGGCAAAUCCUUGGCCCCAAGGUACCAUGGGGCGCUUCACCGUCUGGGACUAUGUGGUCUUUGCAGCCAUGCUGCUGGUCUCGGCCGUCAUCGGGGUCUACUACGCCUUUGCAGGAGGGGGACAGAAGACAUCCAAGGACUUCCUCAUGGGGGGACGCAGCAUGAGCGCCCUCCCCGUCGCGCUCUCCCUCACCGCCAGCUUCAUGUCAGCUGUCACUGUGCUGGGCACCCCUGCUGAGAUCUACCGAUACGGUGCCAUCUUCUGCAUCUUUGCCAUCACAUACGGUCUGGUGGUGCUGUGCAGUGCCGAGAUCUUCCUGCCUGUCUUCUACAAGCUGGGCGUUACCAGCACAUAUGAGUAUUUAGAGCUUCGAUUUAAUAAAUACCUGCGCCUCUGUGGAACGUUCCUCUUCAUUAUACAAACGACUUUAUACACUGGUAUUGUCAUUUAUGCUCCAGCUUUAGCACUAAAUCAAGUCACUGGCUUCGACUUGUGGGGUGCAGUGGUGGCGACUGGCGUGGUCUGCACUUUCUACUGCACGCUGGGUGGUCUGAAGGCAGUGGUGUGGACAGAUGUUUUCCAGGUUGGAAUCAUGGUCGCUGGAUUUUCGUCUGUGAUUAUACGAGCUGUGGUGGUUCAGGAGGGAAUUGGACGCAUUGUAAAUGAUUCUUACUAUGGAGGAAGAUUAAACUUCUGGGACUUUAAUCCCAACCCUCUGCAAAGGCAUACCUUCUGGACGAUUGUUAUAGGUGGGACCUUCACAUGGACUGGCAUAUAUGGGGUCAACCAGUCUCAAGUACAGAGAUACAUUGCAUGCAAAAGCAGGUUCCAUGCAAAAAUGUCCCUCUACAUCAACCUGGUGGGCCUCUGGGCGAUACUGGCCUGUGCGACGCUAUGUGGCCUGGCCCUCUACUCCAUCUACAAGGACUGCGACCCUUGGACGGCAAAGCAGGUGUCGGCGCUUGACCAGCUAAUGCCAUACCUAGUGCUGGAUAUUCUCCACGAUUUUCCAGGAGUGCCAGGACUUUUUGUGGCUAGUGCCUACAGUGGAACAUUAAGUACAGUGUCCUCCAGCAUCAAUGCUCUGGCUGCCGUGACUGUUGAAGACCUCAUUAGGCCGUACUUCAAAUCCCUCUCUGAAAAGAAGUUGUCAUGGAUUUCCAUGGGGAUGAGCCUGUUUUAUGGUGGAGUCUGCAUCGCUAUGGCUGCACUGGCAUCUCUCUUGGGAGCCUUGUUGCAGGCAGCACUCAGCAUUUUUGGCAUGGUCGGUGGCCCCCUUUUAGGACUGUUUUCCUUGGGAAUCCUCUGCUCCUUUGCAAAUGGAAUUGGUGCAUUUGUGGGCCUCAUCAGUGGCUUUGUUGUUUCACUUUGGGUUGGAAUCGGAUCUCAGAUUUAUCCUCCACUCCCAGAGAGGACCAAGCCACUAUAUCUCUCAACUGAAGGCUGUAAUAUAACCUCAGGAAAUUUGACAUCAACAGAAAAUCCAUUAACAACAGUCAUCUUUACACCAAUGGCAGACAGGCCUGCCCUGGCAGACAACUGGUAUUCCUUGUCUUAUCUUUACUUCAGCACACUUGGGACACUUAUAACUGUGGUUGUGGGAAUAAUUAUCAGCCUCCUAACAGGAGGACUAAAGCAGAAGACAGAUCGUAAAUUCCUUCUGACCAAGGAAGAUUUCCUGUCCAACUUCUCCUGGACUAAAUCUGAGAGACCAGAGAAAGUUGAAGUGUUGAGCCAUAAGCCGUUCACCGUGGCAGAUGAAGGAACUGACAACCCUGCUUUCAGCCACAUUGAAAUGGAUGUUGCAAGCAAUGAAAACAAAGUCAAUGGCCUUCAUAUAUGAUGUGGGGCCAUGUCAGCCCUCAAGGACAGUUUUGUUCAUGUAAAGCACUGUUGACGUUUCUGUGUCGGGUCAGUU
This is a messenger RNA of Phalacrocorax carbo (great cormorant), 1987 nucleotides long. Lineage: Eukaryota; Metazoa; Chordata; Aves; Suliformes; Phalacrocoracidae. The record is from RefSeq and is a predicted model, not a curated record.